Messenger RNA from Fusarium coffeatum, 447 nucleotides. RefSeq lists its product as uncharacterized. The transcript has 2 exons. Bases 1 to 447 code for a protein of 148 amino acids. Lineage: Eukaryota; Fungi; Ascomycota; Sordariomycetes; Hypocreales; Nectriaceae. The record is from RefSeq and is a predicted model, not a curated record.
AUGAAGCCGUCUCUUUCCAUCUUUGCGGCUGCCUUCGCAGGCACUCUCGCAAGCGCAGAAUACACAGUCGAUAUCCCCAAGGACGCUAUCUGGGUCACUAGCUGGGACGAAUUUCACGCUGAGGCGCCCAAAUUCGACCAGUUCCUGGAUGAGAAAUACGGAGGCUUUGUUCUUGAGGUGGACAACAAGAUCGUUCUGGCAACCGAUGAAGAGAUGACCAAAAGUCUUCAUGACUUUUUCAACAAGAUGGGGGCGAAGGAUGAUGCGGCGGCUGAGGAAGAACAGACCCCCCAAAAGCGCGACGGGGACCUUUUCGCACUCCGCAGACGUAAAGAUAGGUGUUCCCACAGCGGCUGCUUUGAACAUCCGCAUUGCCUCACUUAUACAGGUUGUCACUAUUGUCUCAAGCGGGGCUCUGCCAUCUACAGACGAGGUUGGUGUAUCUAG